Molecule: messenger RNA, 1046 nt
Organism: Populus trichocarpa (black cottonwood)
Lineage: Eukaryota; Viridiplantae; Streptophyta; Magnoliopsida; Malpighiales; Salicaceae
Product: zinc finger protein ZAT10
Exons: 1
Coding region: 261-983 (240 amino acids)
Biological process (GO): response to stress
Molecular function (GO): DNA-binding transcription factor activity
Source: RefSeq, a predicted model, not a curated record
AGUAGUAGCUCAGUCUCCACGAAUCCCACCCCACCUCAUAUGGCUUUAGUUGACCGACCUCACUGCCCACCAACUCUCCCACUCCACCCCAACUUCCUAUAUAUAUAAACAAAGCCUCUCCUUACUCUACACUCAGUGAUCGGCCCCCCUCUCUCUCUCUAUCUCUCUCAAUACCUUUCUUCCUCUCCUUGGAAAUCUUGUUCGUUUGUAGCUCUCGUUGCCCACUCACACAAGAAAACUCAGUAUCAAUAAUCCAAAUCAUGGCUCUUGAAGCUCUGAACUCUCCUACAACAGCCGCUCCUUUCAAUUAUGAAGAAACAUGGAUUAAAAGGAAACGCUCUAAGAGACCACGUAGUGAGUCCCCUUCGACCGAGGAAGAAUACCUCGCUCUUUGCCUUAUCAUGCUUGCUCGUGGCGGCUCCCCUGCACCACCCCAACCACCAACUUUGGAUCUUUCUUACAAGUGUACGGUUUGCAACAAAGCUUUCUCUUCUUACCAGGCUCUUGGCGGGCACAAAGCCAGUCACAGGAAAUCCUCCUCCGAGUCCACCGUCGCCACAGCCGCCGAAAACCCAUCAACCUCCACCACAACUAACACAACCACCACGACCACCAAUGGUAGGACUCAUGAGUGCUCUAUCUGCCACAAGACUUUCCUAACUGGACAGGCCUUAGGCGGACACAAACGUUGUCACUAUGAAGGCACAAUUGGAGGCAACAACAGCAGUAGUGCUAGCGCUGCAAUCACCACCUCAGACGGUGGUGCUGUUGGAGGCGGUGGCGUGAUCCAGAGUAAAAGUCAAAGAAGCGGUGGUGGGUUUGACUUUGACCUGAACUUGCCUGCUUUGCCUGAAUUUGAAGGUCCAAGAAUCAGUCUACAAGCACUCUGCGGUGAUCAAGAAGUGGAAAGUCCUUUGCCAGGGAAAAAGCCAAGAUUAAUGUUUUCGCUUAAGCAAGAAAAGACCGAUAUGGGUUCUUCGUAAUUUGAAUUUAGAAUUUAAGAUUAGGUUUAAUUAGGAAGAUUCUUGGAUUUUCUUUUCUUUUCA